GAAAGGCCCCCAUUAUUGUGCGGACGAUGAGAAAUUGAUAGGCAAAAAAGCAUGGCAUUUCUGAAUGAUCUCCGGCCUUCUUCAAUUCUAUCACAUCAUGAGAUUUGUUACGUACCCUCCAUUACUGCAUACAUACUCCAUUAUCUCUUGCCGCACCACCUCCCCAUUUGGGUCCUUCAUUCUCCUGGAAUUGGAGGACCCCAAUUGAUCAAUUCAAGCUCACCUCCCCCCGCCACUUUCAUCUCUCUCAUCUUCAAUUCCAUCUUCUUCUCCUUCUACCUCCUUCAAUUCCUUUGGCCUGGAUAUCGAUCGAUCGAUCGAUCAGAUAAUCUCCUAUCCGAUUUCAUUAUUUCCGGCUAAGCUCGCUCGCUGCGUUUGUUUCAAAUUUGUAAAACUAUGUGAUGCGCACAUGCGGGAGGCGAGGCUUCUGUAUGUUGACCUUGCAAUUGCGUGCGACAAAGACGAUGAAUUCAGCCGCUUCGUGUAUAUAUGCAAUAUAAUGCAUGCAUGCGCGCUUGCUUCUAGUUUUUACUCCAUCGGAGAUCUCAUCUCAUCUCAUCCAUCUCAUCUGUGCUUUUUAUUAGGGUUUGUGAUUUGAUGUCAAACGGUGAUCGGAACGACGUCGGAUUGAAGCUGUGGAAUCCGGUGGUGGUGGUGGUGGUGGUGGAUCCACGAAUUUCUGAGAAUCCAAUAUUCAGCGCGCAGAUAAUUUUGAUUUUUCCUUAUUCCUGAUUGAAUUGGAUUGGUUUGGAUCGGAUCGGAUCGGAUCGGUGGAAGUUAAAUUUAGGGAUUGAGAAAUGAGUUGCCCAUGUUUUCAGAAGAAACCAGAGGAGGAAGACAACAACCUCAGCAAGGAGCAGAUAGAUAAGCUGCCGGUAGCUCAACCAGUAAACGCACCUGAACCCUCUACACCGCCGUCUGCCGCCGCCGCAGCUUGUAGCACGUCAACAGCAGCUGCCAACGCCGCAGCCGAAGAUAAUGCAGCAGCAGAAAAUGGAAACUCUAACGCCAGAACCUUCAAUUUCCGCGAGCUUGCCUCUGCAGCAAAGAACUUCCGGCAAGAAUCCCUAAUUAGCGAAGGUGGCUAUGGAAAAGUGUUCAAGGCAACUCUUCACGAUGGUCAGGUGGUGGCUGUGAAACAACUAGACAGGAAUGGAACACAAGCGAGCAAGGAGUUCUCCGUCGAGGUUCUAGUGCUGACUCUACUUCGCCACCCUAACAUAGUGGAUCUUAUCGGGUACUGUGCUGAUGGAGAACAAAGGCUUUUGGUGUAUGAAUACAUGGCCAUGGGCAGUCUUGAAGACCAUCUCCUUGACCUUCCAAAGGACAAAAAACCCUUGGAUUGGAACACCAGAAUGAAAAUAGCUUCAGGCGCAGCCCAAGGCCUGGAAUACCUGCACGAGAAGGCCAAUCCCCCCAUCAUCUACCGUGACCUCAAAUCCUCCAACGUUUUAGUGGAUGAAGAUUACAAUCCUAAGUUGUUUGAUUAUGGUCUUGCUAAGCUCACCAGCGGUGGAGGAGGAAGUAACAUGCAAAUGUUGACACCCAGAGUUAUGGGAAGCGGCUAUUCGGCACCCGAGUAUGAAAGGACGGGCGAACUCACGUUCAAGUCAGAUGUUUAUAGUUUCGGAGUUAUUCUACUUGAGCUCAUAACAGGCCGCCGUGCUGUGGACACUUCAAGACCGCCAUCCCAACAAAAUUUAGUUACUUGGGCACAACCCAUAUUCAGGGAUCCAAAGAGGUUCCCGGAAAUGGCAGAUCCACUCCUGAAGGAUAACUUUCCGGUGAGGAGCUUGAACCAAGCAGUUGGGGUUGCCGCCAUGUGCCUCCAAGAUGAACCAUCGGUUCGACCACUGAUCGGCGAUGUUCUAGCCGCCCUCAGUUUCCUGCAAGUGGCUCCUAAGGAAGAUCCAGUUCCGGCCGCUAUUCCAGACGCUCCGUCGGGCCAUGCAAACAAAAACGAGCCGGACAAUGACGAUGACGAUCACGAGGAUGAGGACGAGGAAGAGUACGAAGACGAUGAGGACGAACGAUCUGGUUCGGAAGACGGCAGCAGUUCGGAUUCAUCCGGCAAAAAGUAGAACACUUUAAUUAGAUCAAAUUAAUAUAUAGCGUUCAAGAUGGGGAAUAUUUGGAGAACACUGAUAAAUCUUGGUUUGGUAAUGAAAGCAUUUUUUUUUUCUU
Molecule: messenger RNA, 2184 nt
Organism: Ipomoea nil (Japanese morning glory)
Lineage: Eukaryota; Viridiplantae; Streptophyta; Magnoliopsida; Solanales; Convolvulaceae
Product: serine/threonine-protein kinase CDL1-like
Exons: 4
Coding region: 798-2081 (427 amino acids)
Biological process (GO): protein phosphorylation
Molecular function (GO): protein kinase activity; ATP binding
Source: RefSeq, a predicted model, not a curated record